Molecule: messenger RNA, 2559 nt
Organism: Talpa occidentalis (Iberian mole)
Lineage: Eukaryota; Metazoa; Chordata; Mammalia; Eulipotyphla; Talpidae
Gene: JPH3
Product: junctophilin 3
Exons: 5
Coding region: 8-2269 (753 amino acids)
Biological process (GO): regulation of synaptic plasticity
Cellular component (GO): endoplasmic reticulum membrane; plasma membrane; junctional membrane complex
Source: RefSeq, a predicted model, not a curated record
UACAUGCAUGUCCAGUGGGGGCAGGUUUAAUUUUGACGACGGCGGGUCCUACUGCGGCGGCUGGGAGGACGGCAAGGCGCACGGCCAUGGCGUCUGCACCGGCCCCAAGGGCCAGGGCGAGUACUCCGGCGCCUGGAGCCACGGCUUCGAGGUGCUGGGCGUCUACACCUGGCCCAGCGGCAACACGUACCAGGGCACCUGGGCGCAGGGCAAGCGCCACGGCGUGGGCCUGGAGAGCAAGGGGAAGUGGGCGUACAAGGGCGAGUGGACGCACGGCUUCAAGGGGCGCUACGGCGUGCGCGAGUGCGGCGGCUCCGGGGCCAAGUACGAGGGCACCUGGAGCAACGGGCUGCAGGACGGCUACGGCACCGAGACCUACUCGGACGGAGGGACCUACCAGGGCCAGUGGGCCGGCGGCAUGCGCCAGGGCUACGGGGUGCGGCAGAGCGUCCCCUACGGCAUGGCGGCCGUCAUCCGCUCGCCCCUGAGGACGUCCAUCAACUCGCUGCGCAGCGAGCACACCAACGGGGCCGCCCUGCACCCCGACGCCUCCCCGGCGGUGGCCGGCAGCCCGGCCGUGUCCCGGGGCGGCUUCGUGCUCGUGGCGCACAGCGACUCCGAGAUCCUCAAGAGCAAGAAGAAGGGGCUGUUCCGGCGCUCGCUGCUCAGCGGGCUGCGGCUGCGCAAGUCCGAGUCCAAGAGCAGCCUGGCCAGCCAGCGCAGCAAGCAGAGCUCCUUCCGCAGCGAGGCGGGCAUGAGCACCCUCAGCUCCGCGGCCAGCGACGUGCACUCCACCGCCAGCCUGGGCGAGGCCGAGGCCGAGCUGUCGGCCAUCGAGGACGACAUCGACGCCACCACCACCGAGACCUACGUGGGCGAGUGGAAGAACGACAAGCGGGCGGGCGUGGGCGUGAGCCAGCGCUCCGACGGGCUCAAGUACCAGGGCGAGUGGGCGGGCAACCGGCGGCACGGCUACGGCUGCAUGACCUUCCCCGACGGCACCAAGGAGGAAGGCAAGUACAAGCAGAACGCGCUCGUGAGCGGCAAGCGCAAGAACCUCAUCCCGCUGCGGGCCAGCAAGAUCCGCGAGAAGGUGGACCGGGCCGUGGAGGCCGCCGAGCGGGCCGCCACCAUCGCCAAGCAGAAGGCGGAGAUCGCAGCCUCCAGGACCUCCCACUCCCGGGCCAAGGCCGAGGCCGCCCUCACCGCCGCCCAGAAGGCCCAGGAGGAAGCCCGGAUCGCCAGGAUCACUGCCAAAGAGUUCUCCCCUUCCUUCCAGCACAGGGAGAACGGGCUCGAGUACCCGCGGCCGAAGCACCAGCUCUCCAGCGACGACAUGGAGGUGCUCUCCACCGGGACGCCCCUGCCGCAGGAGAGCCCGGAGCUGUACCGCAAAGGCACGACGCCCUCCGACCUGACCCCCGACGACAGCCCCCUGCAGAGCCUCCCCGCCAGCCCCUCGGCCAGCCCGCCCCCCGCCCCCGCCCCGAGGAACAAGGUGGCCCACUUCUCCCGGCAGGUGUCCGUGGACGAGGAGCGUGGGGACAUCCAGAUGCUCCUGGAGGGCGGGGGCGGCGACUAUGCCCGCAACAGCUGGGGCGAGGAGAAGGCCGGGGGUGCCAGGGGCGCACGCGGGGGCGCCCUCCGCAGCGGCCACCCCGCGGAGGACUGCCGUGUUCGGGGCUCGGGCCACAAGCCGCCCGGCAAUCCCAAGCCCCGGGAGCGGCGGACGGAGUCGCCCCCCACCUUCUCCUGGACUUCGCACCUCCGGGCCGGCCACCCGGGCGCGGCGGGCCCCCGGCUGCUGGAGCUGGACGAGGACAAGCUGAGCAGCUACGAGACGGAGAUGAAGCCCCUCCUGCGGGUGGACGCGGCCACGCAGGAGACGCACCCCCAGAAAAGACGCUACAGCAAGGGGGGCACCUGCCGGGCCUUGGGGGAGGACCACCGGUCUGAGGAACGGGUCGCGGGGGCGCAGAGACUGAGGUGCAGGUCGCAGAACAAGGAGAACGUCAGGCCGGCCUCGUCGGCAGAGCCCGCCGUGCAGAGACUGGAGAGCCUGCGGCGGGGGGACCGGGCCGAGCCCCGGCUGCUGCGCUGGGACCUCACCUUCUCUCCGCCCCAGAAGUCGUCGCCCGUGGCCCUGGAGUCAGACGAGGAGGCCGGCGAGGAGCUCAAGGCCAGCACGGGCUCGGCCCCCAUCCUGGUAGCCAUGGUGAUCUUGCUCAACAUCGGAGUCGCCAUCUUGUUCAUUAACUUUUUCAUCUGACGAGACUGUGGCGUCGGCAGAGCGUCAGCUGGGGGACAAAAGGGGCGGAGAGGAGCCUCCACGGCAGGCCCCGUCUCGGCCGACGAGCACUUCCGAGCCUUUUCACAGGACCACGUGAUUGGGUAUUAUCACAGUUUGCCUUUUUUUCUGGAUAAUGUUUUUUGGAUUUUAGCCAAAAUUCUUUGCUUGUAUAACACUAUGCUGUGUGGCAUGGCAGGAGGCCAGCACGCCGACCCCCCAGCUUGACGUGGAGACAAGGGAUGCCGGCCAACCAAUGGCAAAACAGCCGC